Balaenoptera acutorostrata (minke whale) is the source of this 3378-nucleotide messenger RNA. RefSeq names its product aurora kinase A interacting protein 1 (gene AURKAIP1). The transcript is spliced from 4 exons. The coding region runs from base 221 to 754 and encodes 177 amino acids. Gene Ontology annotation, biological process: mRNA processing. The record is from RefSeq and is a predicted model, not a curated record. NCBI's taxonomy places the organism in Eukaryota, Metazoa, Chordata, Mammalia, Artiodactyla, Balaenopteridae. Gene Ontology annotation, cellular component: mitochondrion.
GGACCGGAAGUGCCUGAGCGCGGCGGAGGAAUGGUCAGUUGAGCCUUUCGGUUGCGUCUGGGAAGAGUCGGCGUGAGGCCGCGGCGUGCGGGCUCCAGGGACGGCAGAGGCGGCCGCGGCCGUCUGGGGCUCGGGACCUAAGACCCGAGCGUCGACACCACCCGCGCGGUGGGCGCCUCGGGCUCCGCUGAGUGCCUGGGGCCGCCGCCAAGCACAGACCAUGUUCAUGGUGCGCCUGACCUCCCAGCUGCUCAGGGCUGUUCCCCGGGCAGGUUGCAGUGGGCCUUGGCCUGUCUGCGGGGUGUUGGGCAGGCAUGCCUGCAGACCUCGCUACAGCAUGCAACCAAUAGGCCCAAGUGGGGUUGCCUCCCUUCCUGACAGGCGGGUCCACAUGGAGCUUGAGGAGAUGCUGGUCCCCAGGAAGAUGUCUGUCAGCCCCUUGGAGAGCUGGCUGACCGUUCGCUACCUCCUGCCCAGACUGGACGCUGGGGCCCCAGGGACUGUGUCUCCAGCCCAAGUCUAUGAGUGUCCGCCCAGCCAGGGGGGGGAAGGGGUCGCGCAGGGGGGUAAGGAGGUCUGGGACGCGCCCCAGAUACAGUGCAAGAACGUGCUCAAGAUCCGCCGGCGGAAGAUGAAUCAUCACAAGUACCGCAAGCUGGUCAAGAGGACCCGGUUCCUGCGGCGGAAGGUCAGGGAGGGACGCCUGAAACGGAAGCAGAUGUUGUCACCUGGAUUAAAACUCUCGCCAAGAUGAUCAUCAUUUCUUGUGUGUGGUCAACAGUGACGGUGUGCCUUCCCCAAAUUCAGGCCUGAGAUCCAGACUUUGAAAAACUGACAACGUGUCUUAAACCUCACCUUUCUCUGGGGUUCCCCCAGACCGCCAUUGGCAACACAAGGCCUCCUCCCUUGGGUAAAAUGAAGAACAGUGCAGACAAUGGAAUAUAUUUAUUACUGCCAUAUUUAACCACCUCUUCGCAAGUUUGGAAGCCCCCCUGUUUACGAAGCCCGUAAUAUGGGAAAGUCAAGACUAUUUAUACACAAAAGGAAUGUUGUUAUGACUGUGUUGGAGCGACUUUGCGAUCUCGCGUCGGCGGGAAGCUGCCACGUUCGCGUGGUGUGCGGCGAGGAUGGCUCUGAUUGCUGUGUUGUGAGGCCCUCCCCGCCAGUACCUGCAGGUUGGAAGGCUCUGCGAGGUAAACACACUCUCGUGACUGAAUCCUGGGGAAGUACGUGACACCUUAAAAGAGAUUCUGCUCUCUGGCCUUUGGACAUUCUGUGCGGCCGGGCGGCAGCGGUGGCCUCCCGGGGGCCGUCUCCGGGGUCCCUGACUGUUGACGCGACAGGAAACAGCCUCACCAGACAGGCCGACACUUGCCACACUGUCCCCAGGGGCCAGGUCAGGGCCAGGGGCCCCUGUGCACCAGAAGCAGAUGACCCGGAACUUGCAGUCCGGCCCGAGUCCACAGGGCAGGCAGGGGAGUUGGACGUGUCUCGCUGAGGUGGUGUGGGCAUGAGACAGCACAGGCUGUAACGAAGUGUCUGUAAACGGAUCUCAUUCAACUGGCCCUCAGAGUUCAGGAGAAAAUAUCACAAGAAACUCUUAGUACAGGUGUGAAGCCAGUGAUUCUUCAGAAAAACUGAAAAUUCUGUGGGAAGUGAUGGAAGGAAACCGCUCAGGACGGUGGUACCCGAGGGGUGGCCCUGGGUCCAGUCGGGACCGGGAAGCUCGGGGAGUCUGGUGGUUGGUUCACCCCCACUCCUCCCACCCCCCUAACCCCGACAGCAGAGGAGUCCUUGGGCUGGCAGGCUGGCGGGCAGGGCAGGUGGGCGCCCUCCAGGCUGCAGGGCCGAGGGCUGCAGGGAGGCCGGGUCAAGGCCUCGGGGAGGCUGAGGGACUGUGUUGUGGGCAGGACACCACGGACCUCCCUCCCGUGGCUUCCCCCACAGCCUCUGUGGGGAGCUCGAGCCCCUCUUCAUAGAGCAGAGCUGCUGAGAGGAGCCUCGGUGUCGCCAGAGCCUGUGGGGAAGGGGUUCCCUCGCUGAAGCGUCGCGUUUAAAGGUAAGUCUCCUUGGUGAGGCGCCAGGGACCCAGGGCGCCCGUCCACGUGGAAGCAGCGCUCGCGGCCCCCAGGAAGCCGGCCUGAUGGCUGCUCUAAGCGUGUCAGCCCUGGCCUGCCCGAGGCGCCAGCAACCAGCCGGACCUGGGGACUCUGUGACAGCUCCCGCAGUGAAGGCACCACGGGUGAAAUCUGCUAGGAGUCAGUCUGUGGUCCUUGAUUCCUGGCUGCAAAAUUGAUGAAUCGUUAAGGACGAUAAGGAAACACUUCUGGCGUGAUGGGAGAGAAGAAAAUACAGAGGCCAACCUUGGAGCCUGAGGUCAUGGUUCGAGUCUAUGACCCAUACAAGCCGGCCGGCGCCCCUGCACCUUCACGAACAGAAUGAGCCAAGCAGAGGGCACGCAGGCAGGCCUCAGAGGCGCUGCGGGCUCGGUUCCAGGCCACCGCAGUCAUGCGAGGCACGCAAACUUUUUGGUUUCCCAGCGCGUAUAAAAGUUACGUUUAAACUGCAGGCUAUUAAGUGUGCCAUAGCGUUAUGUCUAAAAAACGUACAUGCCUUAAUUUUCUAAAAAAUUUGUUUAUUUGUUUAUUUUUGGCCACGUUGGGUCUUCGUUGCUGCGUGUGGGCUUUCUCUAGUUGCGGCGAGCGGGGGCUACUCUUCGUUGCGGUGCGCGGGCUUCUCAUUGCGGUGGCUUCUCUUGCAGAGCGUGGGCUCUAGGUGUGCAGACUUCAGUAGUUGUGGCUCGCGGGCUCUAGAGCGCAGGCUCAGUAGUUGUGGCGCACGGGCUUAGUUGCUCUGCGGCAUGUGGGAUCGUCCCAGACCAGGGCUCGAACCCGUGUCCCCUGCGUUGGCAGGUGGAUUCUUAACCACUGCACCACCAGGGAAGUCCCAUAAUUUUUUUUUUAAAUUUUACAUGCCUUAAUUUAAAACUACUUUGUCUCUAAGAAAUGCUAACCAUCAUCUGAGGCUUCAGCGAGUCAGAAUUUUUUGCUGGUGGAAGGUUUGACAUAAUGUGAGAACUACCAAAGUGUGACACAGAGACAUGAAGUGAGCAAACGCUGUUGGGAAAAUGGCACUGAUAGACUUGCCUGACACAGGGUCACCCCAAAACUUCAGUUUGUAAAAAGGGCAGGGUCUGUGAAGCGCAGUACAGUGAGGGGUGCCUGAACCCUGUUAAUGCCAUGCAGGAAACCACUGAUGUGGGUUUGACCACGACUGCUAAAAUCCUUGAUCUUGGCUCCCUGACAUUUUCUCAGGAUAAAAGGGCUGGCCCAUGAAAUAAUGGAUCUACAUUUCCAGAUUUUCUCGUCUGUAUUUUUG